This is a messenger RNA of Aspergillus costaricaensis CBS 115574, 1712 nucleotides long. RefSeq names its product C2H2-type zinc finger protein. Gene Ontology annotation, biological process: regulation of transcription by RNA polymerase II. Lineage: Eukaryota; Fungi; Ascomycota; Eurotiomycetes; Eurotiales; Aspergillaceae. Gene Ontology annotation, molecular function: DNA-binding transcription factor activity, RNA polymerase II-specific; RNA polymerase II cis-regulatory region sequence-specific DNA binding. Gene Ontology annotation, cellular component: nucleus. The record is from RefSeq and is a predicted model, not a curated record. The transcript has 2 exons. The coding region runs from base 114 to 1268 and encodes 384 amino acids.
CCUCCAGCCAGUGCCAGUAACACUCCUCAAGGCCCACAGUUGUUGCUCAGUUCCCCCCCGUUAUUCACUCACCAACUCUGCUGAAAGCGGGCCCUCCUCUCCUGUCAACCACCAUGACGGAAUCUCCGGGCUCCCCCCUCUCCUCCAUUGCUUCCGACGACAUGUCGGAUCGCGACGACCUAAAGCAAGCCUUCUCCCCCUCCGGCUCCAACAUGCCUCCCUCAAAGCGUCGUCGCACUGGCGUUGCCUCUUGGGAUCGCAAUACUCCCGUUUCGACCACUUUCCAAGAUGACCUCCCUCCUCCUUCUCCCUCCACCUCCAUCUCGUCCGAUACCUCCGGCGACAUUCCCAACUCUCCCAACACCCUCGCUCUCAUAGGCGGCAGUCAGGAUGACGACUACAGCGGCCAAGGCAACGACCAGGUCACCGUCUGUCGCUGGGAUGGAUGCGACGCCGGUGAUCUCGGCAAUAUGGACGGCCUCGUGAAGCACAUACAUGAAGAACAUGUCGGGAGCCGACAGAAGAAGUACUCCUGCGAAUGGUCCGAUUGCAGUCGAAAGGGUCAAACUCACGCAAGUGGCUACGCGCUGCGCGCACACAUGAGAAGCCAUACGCGAGAAAAGCCCUUCUAUUGCGCUCUACCUGAAUGCGACCGCAGCUUUACUCGAUCAGACGCCCUUGCCAAACACAUGAGGACUGUUCACGAAACAGAGGCGCUUCGCCCCUCCGACCCCGUACCCAAACACCACAACGUCGCUGCUUCGGCGGCAGGAACGCCGACCGCGACCCCGUCUGGCAAGAUCCAACGGUUGAAGCUGAAGCUGUCGUUCCCGCCGAAGGACGACGCAGGAGAUCACAGCGAAAGCGCCAAUGAGGAGGCAGCAGGACUGGAGGACGAUCUCCACGUACCUCCUGGUGGAUUGGAGAAGGAGUUCGACACCUACGAGAUGCUGCUUGAAGGGCCGCAACUGUAUCGGCUGCUUCUGAGACAGAUUCACUGGGCACAGCAGGAUGGUGCGGAGCUACGCGACGCAUGGGAGAAGAUUCGCGUCAAGAGAAAGGAAUCGUGGAUGGAGAAGGAAGCGAUCUUUGAUGACUUGAUGGAGGCCGAGGUACGAUUGUUUAAGCUCCUCGAUGAGAAAUUCAGCGUGGCCAAGUCUGCGCCGGCGAACGGGACGGAUAAUGCACCGCAGUCGGAGCAACGGCAGUCAGAGCCAACGGAGAUGGAUGUUGCACAGGACCAGGGGUCUGGGUCUGUUCCGCCAUGAUAUGAUGGUCGGUAUUGAUGGCGGUGGUCACUUAAUAUAUCCUUCUUGACUUGAUCACUCCUGCCUUUGCUAUUGCUCUUCCUACCCUUUUCCUCUUGUACUUUACCUUCUUGUUUUGGGGGCUUUUUUUGGGAAUCUUUUUUUUUUCUUGGGGCUGCUGCUGGUAAUGACUUCGCCACGGAAUUGGGCCACGUCACAUCACGUCUCUUGUGAUAAAAAACGUGCCACUACUCAUAUUCCAUUCUUUUUUUUUCCCCUCCUUUUCUUAUACACCUUUUGUCUCCAUUAUCUUACCACGUCACGGGACAUGCAGGGACUCGAUCAAUUCCGGUUUAGUUCAUUUCAUUUUCAUUUCGUUUCGCUUUCGCUUUCGUUUCCGCAAAAUAUCCUGGUCUUUACUAGUUUGCUGAGUGUUUGUAACCUUACGAAAUGGGAUUGGCGCUU